Molecule: messenger RNA, 127 nt
Organism: Entrophospora candida
Lineage: Eukaryota; Fungi; Glomeromycota; Glomeromycetes; Entrophosporales; Entrophosporaceae
Source: the annotation of a GenBank genome assembly
GCAAAUGAAAGGAUAUCCAACUGGUCCCAAGAAGGAGCCCUGCUCAUUGCCACUUAUUUCAUCUAUCGUUAGAGUCACAUGUGGCAAUGUCAUGACUUGGGUCUUGGCAAAUGCAUUCUGGUCAUGA